Molecule: messenger RNA, 150 nt
Organism: Mixia osmundae IAM 14324
Lineage: Eukaryota; Fungi; Basidiomycota; Mixiomycetes; Mixiales; Mixiaceae
Exons: 1
Source: RefSeq, a predicted model, not a curated record
CAUCUUGACAAGAUCGCGAAUACCUCUCCCCAUCUAGUGGAUCAUUCGGUGGGGUCGCACGGCUUAACCAUCCAGGGAAGUCGAAGUCAAAUUUACUAUCCGAGCCAUGCAAACUCCGUUGGGUCUCAAGGCGCUCACACCCCCGCAUAA